GACGACUACAACGACUUGGCCUUGAUCAAGAGGCCAGACGCAUUAUCGAACGUCUCCACCGCAUACAGCAUAAACACUCCCCCUCUCCAACCCCUCCCCGCCACCGCCUCCAGACUCGUCCAUCCUGUUCCGAUAAGCGACCAAGCCUUUCUUACCGCCGCCACCAUGUCGCAAAGACAACUUGCACGAGAUAUGCAGACCGAGUUCCAGGCGAGGUUCUCCGCCAAACAAGCCCGCCGCGAGGCCCAGAAGGCCCAGAAGGCCGACAAUGAUAUGAAGAAGCAGAUUACGAACCUCAUCAAGAAGGGGGACAAGACCUCUCUCGCGCAGGCAGAACAAAAGGCCAAGCUGCUUCUGGGAAAGCAGGCCGUCGCCCAGCAGAUGGAGCAGAUGGCCGACAUGGCCGACCUGAACGUCGCCCAGAUCCAGGCCAACAAUGCCAUGAAUCGCAUGACGGCCAUGAUGAUGCAGAGCAGCAAGACCAUGAACAGGGCACAGAAGCAGAUGAAUCCGGAGAGGACGAUGGUCGCGAUGGAGCAGUUCAAGAACCAGAAUGAGGAAUACGCCAUGUCCAACUCUAUCUACCAAGAUGCCAUGAUGCAGUCCACCUCCGCCUCAGUGUCCGAUGACGCCGUUCGCGAGCUCCUCGGCAAGCUGGCCGACGACGCCGGCGUCGAGCUGUCGCAGGAGCUAGCCUCCGCGUCCACCUCCAAGGAGGAACCUGUCCAGGAAUCUGCGGCUGCCGAGCCCACUCCCGAGCAGGAGGACGCGCUGCAGCAGAGGCUGAGGGCACUACGGGCCUAGGAAGCCGGUGGAGCGGGCCUGGGAGUAGGAGUAGCAGAGGGGGAGGGGGAGGCUGGCCGGCGUCCAUAAAAGUUGAUGAAAGGGCGGCAGAAGUGCGAAAGACGUGAGAGACACCUGGCGAUGCAGGGCAUUCUUUAUUUUUCUUUAUUCUUCUUAACUUAUCAGUCGCAUUUCGGCGUUGGCGGGCGCAAGGGACUCCGUUAACAACCAUCAUUAAACGAUUCCAUGAUUAUUCAUCUCCUUUCCCAC
This is a messenger RNA of Cryphonectria parasitica EP155, 1053 nucleotides long. RefSeq lists its product as uncharacterized. The transcript has 4 exons. The coding region runs from base 166 to 804 and encodes 212 amino acids. The record is from RefSeq and is a predicted model, not a curated record. Gene Ontology annotation, cellular component: ESCRT III complex; multivesicular body. NCBI's taxonomy places the organism in Eukaryota, Fungi, Ascomycota, Sordariomycetes, Diaporthales, Cryphonectriaceae. Gene Ontology annotation, biological process: protein transport; endosome transport via multivesicular body sorting pathway; late endosome to vacuole transport.